AUGAUGUUCCACAGCAAGUACUUUUGGUUGCCUGGAAUUCUUCUGUUGGUGCUGUUUCGGAUGCCGAGUGACGAUUCGAGCAUCUCGUCGUUGACUCUCCUGGACUUACAAAAGCAAGUCCCUGAACCACCAGUGAAAAAACACAGCCAAUCAUCAUUGCAAGAAAAAGACCACGCUCAUUCCACUCCCAAGAAAACUCUUGACAACCCAGAAAAGACAGGAGUGCCAGAACCAUCAAUAAUAUGUCAGGACAACGAUGAAAUCACACACGGCCAAUGGCGCCCCGUGACACUGCCUCGUUCUCCCUACAUGCCCAUGAGUCCUCGGGUCCGGUGUUUGCCGUCGUCGGCAUUUUCGCAGCCGUUUGACACGUGGGAAUGGCAACCAUCGUCGUGUCAACUAGUGCGAUUCGACAAGCAGGAAAUGAUUCGUCUUCUCCACAAUCAAACCGUUCUCUUUGUAGGAGAUUCCUUGUCGUUGGAGCAUUACGCGUCCUUGGUACACUUACUGGGAGAGCGGGCACGAUUGCCACCCAAAGCCAUCAAACACGGACGGAUUCAACGGCAUAUUUGUACUAGUGAUGAGGAGGCGUGUAUGGAUCUCGUGUUCUCCACGGAUUUUUAUCUGCAAAACAUGACACACGCUCUCUUUCACACGGCAAAAAUUCCUCGCGUACUGGUACUCAAUCGAGGAGCGCACUACACACCCGAUGACGAAUUGAUGGACAGUCUCCGCACACGGACUUGGCCCGUCGUGCAGCAAUGGAACGAUGCAUGUCGUCGACAACACUAUCCACAACAAAAGUGUCUCUUGAUUUGGCGCACCACGGUACCCGGACAUCCUCAUUGUCACAAUUUUUCACAACCCGCCACCAGUGUGCAUGACAUGCAAGAAUGGAUUCACGAAAAGUCCACCAACGAUCCCACUGUUUAUCGCAAGGGAGAAUAUCAUUGGCAAGAUUUCCAACGACAAAAUCAACUCGUGACACAUUGGAUCCAACAACCAGUAUUGUCACACACCACCAUCCACAUUAUGGACUCGUAUCAGACCAAUAUUUUACGACCCGACAAUCAUCGCGCUCACAUGAAUGAUUGUUUGCACAGUUGCAGUCCCGGAGGAGGCAGUGAUCUCAAUAGUCAAUGGUUGUUUCAUAUCAUUCGGGUGCAAGAAUGGCAACAACAACAACAAAGACUGUAG
Molecule: messenger RNA, 1197 nt
Organism: Seminavis robusta
Lineage: Eukaryota; Bacillariophyta; Bacillariophyceae; Naviculales; Naviculaceae
Source: the annotation of a GenBank genome assembly